AUUUCGCGAGUCUUUCGUGACAGCUUGCUGUCACUCGGUUUCGGUAGCACAUCACAGAAAAUCUGACAUUUUGAGAAACGCCCAUAGAAUUCACUAUCUGUGACUACCUGUCAUCGAUUUAUUUUAGAAAUAGAAACCCAGUGUUGAUAAUUGUGUAACCUUAAUCAGCUGUUUGACUGUAUUCCGUUGGUUCUAAAAAUGUUUGCAGUAUUACCAAAGGCUUUAUUAGUUCCAAGAACCAUAAAAUUGAACACAGCUUCCGUAUCAGAAGCAAUAAAAGUUGUUUUUAAUGACAGGACGAAUACAAGAGGAUACCAUGAAGUUGUUGGAGAUGUUCUUACACCAUCACAAGUUAUGGGCAUUGACCACUUAAGAGAUCCAAGACUAAAUAAGGGCCUGGCAUUCACCUUAGAAGAACGUCAAGCGCUAGGAAUACAUGGCCUUCAACCAGCCCGUUUCAAAUCUCAGGAAGAACAAGUGCAACUGUGCAAAAUGUCGGUGGAGAACUACCAGGAACCGCUCAACAAGUACCUAUACCUGUCAGAGUUGCACGACAGAAACGAAAAAUUAUACUUUCGACUUUUGUCCGAAAAUAUUGAGCAAUUGCUGCCAAUAGUCUAUACACCAACUGUAGGACUUGCAUGCCAAAGGUUCGGUCUCAUCUACCGACGACCUCACGGGCUUUUUAUAACAAUCAAUGACAAGGGACAUGUGUAUGAUGUACUUAAGAAUUGGCCUGAACCUGAUGUUCAUGCCAUUGUGGUAACCGAUGGUGAAAGAAUUUUGGGAUUGGGAGAUUUGGGAGCUUGUGGCAUGGGUAUACCAAUUGGAAAAUUGGCUCUUUAUACAGCUCUUGCAAGAAUAAAACCCCACCACUGUUUACCAAUUUGCCUUGACGUGGGAACUGACAAUGAGGCUCUAAUGGUAGAUCCAUCAUAUGUUGGUUUGAGACAAAAAAGGGUUAGAGGUGCUGCAUAUGAUGAAUUCGUGGAUGAAUUCAUGUCUGCAGUUGUAAAGCGUUAUGGGCAGGAUACCCUAAUUCAAUUUGAAGAUUUUGGAAAUGCUAACGCUUUCAGACUGCUUGAAAAAUAUAGAAACAAGUAUUGCACCUUCAAUGAUGAUAUUCAAGGCACAGCUGCUGUAGCUCUAGCAGGUUUGCUAGCUUCAAACAGGAAAACAGGAAAGAAGAUUUCUGAACAUAAGUUCCUCUUCUUUGGAGCUGGCGGUGCUGCUUUGGGUAUUGCCGAUUUGUGUGUAAAGGCAAUGGAGAGAGAAGGAAUAAGUGAAGCAGAAGCAAGACAGAGAAUAUGGAUGAUUGAUGUAGACGGUUUGGUUACCAAGUGUAGAGGCCAGCUGCUAGGACACCAGGAGUACUACGCGAAAGAACAUGCUCCAGAAAGAGAUUUCCUCAAGAUUGUCAAUGAAAUCCAGCCUUCCAUAUUGAUUGGUGCUUCUGCUACUGGAGGAGCUUUCACACCUGAUAUUCUCAAAUCCAUGGCGUCUUUCAACAAACACCCUAUAAUAUUCGCUCUCAGUAAUCCCACUGCCAAGGCUGAAUGUACUGCUCAGCAAGCUUAUGACCAUACAGAGGGUCGUGUUAUAUUCUGCAGUGGUUCUCCCUUCCCUGAUGUGCAAUACGGAGGUCAAAUUUACCAUCCCGGACAAGGUAACAAUGCUUACAUCUUCCCUGGUGUAGCCCUUGGAGUUAUAGUGGCAGGAGUUCACCAUAUCGUUGAAGAUUACUUCAUUAUAGCUGCUCAAACGGUUGCAGAUAAUGUUAAAGAGGAAGACCUCGCCAAGGGUAGUCUGUACCCUCCUCUAGGUUCUAUCAAUGAGGUUUCUUUACAGAUUUCAACCAAAAUCAUGACGGAUGCCUACAAAAAUGGGAAAGCCACAUUUUAUCCAGAACCCGAAGACAAGCGCAAGUUCGUUGAAUCCCAAUUGUACAGUCAUUUCUACGAAAAAUCUCUACCAACAACCUGGUCAUGGCCCGAAGGUCAAAAAGUAGAGACGGUACCUCUGCAACCCAAGAGGAAAAUAACAAUUUCUUAAAUUAAGAGAUGUUUGUUACUUAUUUGGAAAAUCUAAAAGUAUUUAUUUAUAUUUUGCUGUGAUUUCAUUUGUAUAGAUGACGUUGAAAAAAAAUGUUACAGACUAAUGUAUGUAUAUUGUGUGUAAUAUACACGAUAAUAAAUUAGGUUUUAAUUUAA
Molecule: messenger RNA, 2210 nt
Organism: Harmonia axyridis
Lineage: Eukaryota; Metazoa; Arthropoda; Insecta; Coleoptera; Coccinellidae
Product: NADP-dependent malic enzyme-like
Exons: 9
Coding region: 199-2052 (617 amino acids)
Biological process (GO): malate metabolic process; pyruvate metabolic process
Cellular component (GO): mitochondrion
Molecular function (GO): malate dehydrogenase (decarboxylating) (NADP+) activity; NAD binding; malate dehydrogenase (decarboxylating) (NAD+) activity
Source: RefSeq, a predicted model, not a curated record